This is a messenger RNA of Rhagoletis pomonella (apple maggot), 1523 nucleotides long. RefSeq names its product phospholipase A2 hemilipin-like. Lineage: Eukaryota; Metazoa; Arthropoda; Insecta; Diptera; Tephritidae. The transcript is spliced from 5 exons. The coding region runs from base 363 to 1268 and encodes 301 amino acids. Gene Ontology annotation, biological process: arachidonate secretion; phospholipid metabolic process. The record is from RefSeq and is a predicted model, not a curated record.
GUAUGUAAUUGCAUAUUUCACAUUUUACAGUGGUUUUUACAAACUAAUUUACAUUGAAACGCUAAUUCGUUAUAAUUUAUAAUCGUUAUCAAAAAUAGUGCAUGCAAUCUUACGAUAGAAAUUUUCAUUCGACAAAUAUUUGAAUACGUGUGUGUAUGUAUGAACAUUCAUGUAAAUAGUUACAUUUGCGCAUAGGUGAAAUAUAUAUAAAAAUGUAUAGAUCGCAUUAGCUGCAAUGUUUAUUCCAUUACAACGCCUUCGAAACGCAACAACGGGUUGAAUGUGCCGCGCCAUCCACGAAUUUAGUUAUUAAAAAAUAUACACAUAUUUAUAACUGGCUCAGGAGCUGUUUCGAAAAAAAAAUGUUUACAUUUGGCGCGAAAAAAUAUUUGCCAUUGCUGUGCUUGCUUUUGUGUGCACUUUGCGGAUUUUUUACCGAUGCCGUUGCGAAACCGACGAUCGCCUUCAACCUGCCACAAAGUUUUCAGGGAUUUCCAUCAUUCGCCUCUUUUACUCAGCAAUACUUCGAAAGUCGCAAUUUGCGGCAGAUGAAAACGUAUAGCGGAAAACGGCUAACUAAUGAGUCGUUAAUAAUGAUUUACUAUCACGACUCCACCAUUGCGGUUACCGAGUUAGGACCAGAGAAACUGUUGUUGGGUUGCGAAUUGAUAGAGAUUUACAAUGAAAAGGAUGGUAAAGCUCUACUCGAAGGACUUUCCAAAUACAAUCGGCCACUGCGAAUAACUUUCGAUGAAAUGUUGAAGUUAAUGAACCAAUGUGAACGUGUCGAUAAACUUACGUACGCCUCACGGAAUCGAGCCAAAGCCAUAGAUGUCAAUACGAAUAACGAUAGCUCAGCAAAUAAUAAUAAUAAUGGUGUUACCAAUUUGGCAGCAAAUAUAUUUCCGAAAAGUCCAUUUUCAUUGUUGAGCGGCAUAAUACCGGGCACAAAAUGGUGCGGCACUGGCGACAUUGCGGAAACUUAUAGUGAUUUAGGCACCGACAUGGAUAUGGAUCGAUGUUGUCGACUGCACGACUUAUGCCCCGUGAAAAUACGUGCCUAUCAAAAUAAAUACGAACUGAUGAAUGAUUCCUUGUACACAAAAUCUCAUUGUAUAUGCGACGAUAUGUUAUAUUCCUGUCUCAAAAAAGCCAACACACCAGCGUCGCAACUUAUGGGAUCGAUUUACUUCAAUUUGGUGCGAGUGCCUUGCUUGGCUGGCAGCAAUGAUAAAUAUCGUUUUCGAGAGGCCAAAGAAGGAUUCUAGUAGAGCGAUGAAGUGGGCCAUCUGAUAAAAUAUAUGUAUGUACAUGUGUACUUAUGUAUGUACAAAUACAAAGAAAGACAAUUGCGAAAUGUUGGAAUUACUUAGUCAAAGUUAUGUAAAAUAUUGUAUUUAGUUUUUGUACUAAAAGCAAUUUGUUUUAUUAAGUUUUUUUUUGUUAUGUAUUAUUUUCGGUAGUACUUAAGGAUCAACGUUAAACAAAAAUAAAAAUUUUAUAUUUAUUUAUUCUUUUUUAAA